Molecule: messenger RNA, 528 nt
Organism: Linnemannia hyalina
Lineage: Eukaryota; Fungi; Mortierellomycota; Mortierellomycetes; Mortierellales; Mortierellaceae
Source: the annotation of a GenBank genome assembly
AUGUCGCCCCGCGCCUCGAACGCUCGCCUUGAGCAACUCAACUUCUCCCUCGGUGACGUCCUUACGCGUCUUACCGCCGCUUCUGAGAAGAUGAAAACUGGUUACGCCUCUGUCCAAGCCGGCGGCGGCAUCAACCACCAAUACUGGACUUCCGGUGGGCCCGCGAUCAUGACCGCUCUCCCGGAGAUUGAAGCUUGCCUCAAGGCCGUCACCCGCAUCUCACAAUCCCUUACAUCUCUAGCCGAUGACUUCCACCAUCACCCCGCCCCUACCCCUUCGCCUAGCUACCCUGCGCUCAUAUCCCUGAUCUCAGCUCAGACUCGCCUCCAAGAUCGUGACCCAACGCUCACCAACGUCGCCCGCAGCCUCGAUGAAGUCAUCAGCGCAAUACUAACGCUGAACUUCGCGGACGCCACUUCUAAAUCCCCUACCAACCGCCCGUCUCCCCACCCGAACCUUAUGAACUUCACGUCCCUAACGGGUAGUGCCCACCCACCACUCGAUGAGGCCUCCGAUAGGGAAGACUAG